AUGUCGAACGGUGCAGACGACUCUACGCGACCGGCGAAACGCGCUCGUCUCGACGACAGCACGGCGCCUUCCCUCUCCGUCGAAUCCACCGCACAAGCUCCGCAAGCCGCGCCCAAAGCCCCAGCACCCACGGUCAUUGACAAUGAUCUCGAGCGCGAGGUCCGGGCAGGGAUCACAGAAUAUAUCUGCCCGAACAACCUUGGGUUUACGGGUGUGCUGAAGCAGAGAUAUACGGACUUUCUGGUCAACGAAAUUGGACUUGAUGGCCAAGUGCUCCAUUUGAGGAGCACCGAGGUGGAGAGCAAGGAAAGCAGACGGCACAAUGGAAAAGGAGUCAAUGGCGGAGAGACUAAGAAGGAAGUAUCCAAGGAUGUAAAGAUAGAAGUGAGAGAGGAGAAGAAUGAUGCGGAGAUGGCAGAUGUGCAAAAUGGUUCAGCCGCAGCGCAGACAACAACGAUAAAGGUUGAGACUGCGCCUGAAAAGUCCGACACUGCGGAUAAGGAUGCAGGCGGCCAGAAAGAGGAAGUCAAGGAGGAGCCGGAGGAAGAGCUCCCCGAAGAAGACCGCGAAACCCUACAUUCGAUAUUCGGGGAAGAUACCACUAAACAUAUCCUCACACUCGUCCGGCAAGUGCGAAGGCGCGAACACAAGAAAGCGAAAGACUUCAAAGCUGUAACAUCCCCACCCAUAACCGACAAGGACACACGGACGCAAGCCCACCAAUGCCUACGCCGAAUAUUUCCAAACCUGUUAGAGAGCGCCAUGGAGGAGGACCAGUCAAUACGGAUCAAAGCAACACCUCCAGCAGAACGUAAAGGGAAGAAGAAGGGCAAGGGCGGGAACCAAGAUCGAAGCGACGCAGGUUUCGGAAGAAAUCGAGGUCAAUUGGCUUGGGAAGAGCUUGGUGGAGAAUACCUUCAUUUCAAUUUAUACAAGGAAAACAAAGACACCAUGGAAGUAGUAGGCUUCCUAGGAAGCAAGCUUAAUUGUGGUACGAAAGGAUUUGGCUUUGCAGGCACGAAGGACAGGCGCGCUUGCACGGUUCAGCGACUCUGCGUCAAGAAACAGACUGCCGAGCGCAUCCAUGGCUUUAACAAGGUCUUGUACAAUGCGGCCGUUGGAGACUUCGCGUACCGCAACAGUGAUCUGAAACUCGGAGACCUAAAGGGUAACGAGUUCACGAUUACGCUCCGAGACUGCCAUUUUCAGAAUGAGGAAGGCUUGGACUUUGAGCAACGGCACAAGCUGGCGAACCAAGUGAUAGAAAAAGCCAUCACAGACUUUUCUGAGAAGGGGUUCAUCAAUUACUAUGGUCUCCAACGGUUUGGCUCAUUCGCCGCAAGCACCGAUGCUAUUGGUCGCAAGAUGCUACAAGACGACCUGCAAGGCGCCGUCGAGGAUCUGUUGGCGUACAAUGAUGUCGCACUCGCUGCAGCCGAAGGCACCCACUCGGACUCGAAUGUUCUCGUAUCUCAAGACGACCGUAACCGUGCGAUGGCGCUACAUAUUUGGAAGACCGAAGGGUCGGGCAGCGCCGCGCUCGACAUGCUCCCUAGGAAGUUCACAGCAGAACGCAACAUCAUCCAGCACCUUAGCUCCCGCAACAGCAAGACCGGACGCCACGACCGCCGAACAGACUGGCAGGGCGCACUCAUGACUAUCCCGCGCAACCUGCGCCUUAUGUACGUCCACGCGUACCAGUCGCUCGUAUGGAACGUUGUAGCUGGUAAACGCUGGAUCACCCACGGCGACAACGUCGUCGAAGGCGAUCUCGUCCUAGUCAACGAUCAUCGCGACAAAGAGAUAAGCAAUCAGCCCGUCAGAACAGAGGCCGAAGAUCAGGACGGAGAGUUCAUUAUCAACCCCUCUGGCAGCGAGAACGCCAACGCCGCAGAAGCAGACUUUGAACGCGCCCGCCCGCUUACUGCAUCAGAAGCUGCAAGCGGCAAGUACGCCAUCUGCGACGUCGUUCUCCCUCAGCCCGGCUAUGACGUCGAAUACCCGAAGAACGCAAUUGGCGAGUUCUACAAAGAAUUUAUGGGUAGUGAGAAGGGCGGCGGUCUAGAUCCGUAUAAUAUGCGUCGACCGUGGCGGGAGAUUAGUUUGAGUGGCGGCUAUAGGAAGUUCCUCGCAAGACCGCUCGAGCCGCUUGACUUCCAAGUACAUCGAUAUACGAAAGAGGAUGAGCAGUUUGUUGAGACGGAUCUUCAGCGGCUGAGGAAGGGCAGCCAGCUGAAGAGUGAGGAGGCGAAGGAUGUGGAAAUGGAGGAAGGCGAGGAGCAAGAAGCGAAGAAGUUGGCCGUGGUGAUCAAGUUGCAACUGGGGAGUAGUCAAUAUGCUACCAUGGCGCUGAGGGAGCUCAUGAAGGCUGGUGGUGUGAAGGCGUUUAAGCCUGAAUAUAUGGGUGGUAGAUAA
Cucurbitaria berberidis CBS 394.84 is the source of this 2415-nucleotide messenger RNA. Its product is annotated as pseudouridine synthase-like protein TruD/Pus7. Gene Ontology annotation, molecular function: pseudouridine synthase activity; RNA binding. The record is from RefSeq and is a predicted model, not a curated record. Gene Ontology annotation, cellular component: nucleus. NCBI's taxonomy places the organism in Eukaryota, Fungi, Ascomycota, Dothideomycetes, Pleosporales, Cucurbitariaceae. The coding region runs from base 1 to 2415 and encodes 804 amino acids. Gene Ontology annotation, biological process: pseudouridine synthesis. The transcript has 2 exons.